CAGAAGGAUAGAACAUAUAAUAAACAUACAGUAGCUAGCAAUGGCUAAAGUUAGAGGGUCAUAUAUUUUGUUGGCUCUCUUUGUAGUGCUCAUUUCGAUGGAAGCCUCUGUUGUUUUUGGUCAAGCCAACGGCAAUGGAAAUGCGAAUGGAAACGGCAACACUGGCAGUGGCAACGGAAAUGCCAACGGCAAUGGCAACACCGGCAGUGGCAACGGAAAUGGGAACGGCAAUGGCAACACUGGCAGUGGCAACGGCAAUGGGAAUGGGAACGGCAACACUGGCAGUGGCAAUGGUAACGGGAAUGGGAACGGCAAUACUGGCAGUGGCAACGGAAACGGGAAUGGAAACGGCAACGGGAAUGGCAAUGGCAAUGGAAACGGAAACGGGAAUGGGAAUGGAAAUCAAGUUAAUGCUGAUGUUACAAACUACCAGGUAUUGUCACCACUAGCAACCGGACAAGAGAGAUGCAUGUGCAAAGCUCAGGGCACCUGUUUCUACAAGACCCUUGUCUGUCCACCGGAGUGCCCUCAGAGAAAGCCUAAGCAGAACAAGAAACACAAGGGCUGCUUCGUCAACUGCGGCAGCAAGUGUGAAGUCACCUGCAAGUUUAGAAGAGCCAACUGUAAUGGGUAUGGUUCUCUCUGCUAUGAUCCUCGAUUUGUUGGUGGAGAUGGUGUUAUGUUCUACUUCCAUGGAGCCAAGGGAGGAAACUUUGCCAUUGUUUCAGACGAUAACCUCCAGAUCAAUGCACACUUCAUUGGGACUCGACCACUAGGAAGGACUCGCGACUUCACAUGGGUCCAAGCCCUCUCAAUCAUGUUCGACAAUCACAACCUUGUCAUUGCAGCAAAGAGGGUCUCAAAGUGGGAUGACAAAGUUGAUGCUCUCAUCGUAAGGUGGGAUGGUGAGUCGGUUAGCAUUCCUUCGGAUGGAGAAGCCGAAUGGAGGACUAAUGGUAAUCAAGAACGACAGGUAAUCGUGGAAAGAACCGAUGAUACUAACAACGUAAGAGUUACAGUUGCAGGGCUACUGGAAAUGGACAUAAAGAUUAGGCCUAUUGGAGAAGAAGAAAACAAGGUUCAUAAGUAUCAAAUACCAGCUGAUGAUACUUUUGCUCACUUGGAAACACAGUUCAGAUUUUCGAACUUAUCUGAUCUUGUCGAAGGAGUUUUGGGCAAGACUUAUAGGCCAGGUUAUGUUAGUCCAGUCAAGGUUGGAGUUCCAAUGCCAAUGAUGGGUGGGGAGGACAAGUACAGAACUCCUUCACUAUUCUCACCUCUCUGCAAGGUUUGCAGGUUCCAAACUACUAGUCAAUCUUCAGGGUUUGAAAUUACAAGUGGAGGAGUGGCAUCAUAUUGAUCACGAUCAAGAGAAAUUCACAUUGUUUUCCUAAUUGGUUCAAAGAAUCAAGUAGUAGUUUCAUUUGUAUGUUUUAUUUUGGGAGACUAAUAUGUCAUUGUAUACAUGAAAUUUAUGAAUAAACAAUAAAAGGCUGCAAAUUGAGC
Messenger RNA from Rosa rugosa (rugosa rose), 1506 nucleotides. RefSeq lists its product as uncharacterized. The transcript is spliced from 2 exons. Bases 41 to 1360 code for a protein of 439 amino acids. The record is from RefSeq and is a predicted model, not a curated record. Lineage: Eukaryota; Viridiplantae; Streptophyta; Magnoliopsida; Rosales; Rosaceae.